UAUUUCUAAACGCAUUCACUAACAUUACGCGGACGAAAUUCAACGAGCUUAAAUAUAUUCAUUUUCCAUACAAUAUAACAUUAAAAAUACAAAUUUCAACAUGAAACUUUCGAUUUCUAUUUUUUUAAUGUUGUUAUCUGUGUUAAUCAAUAAUUGUCAAUCAUCACCUAAUGGUCAUAAUUACAGACUAUACGAAAGUAGAUUAGAAGCCGAAGAGCACUGUAUUAGUACAAUAUUCAAAACGAAAACAAGUUUAAUUUUCAGAACUAAAGAGUUAGUUUUCGUUCACGCUUGUAAAGGGAAUCCGGAAAUUUAUCAUAAAAAUUAUAAUAAUGCGAAGAAAGAUUGUGUCUCUAAAUUUGAUUAUGGUCAUCAUUACUAUUGCACAUAUGAGAAAACAAUAUUUUUCGAUUAGAUCUCGCUCUCUCUCUAUCUUGAAAGAAAGAAAGAAAGAAAGAAUAACUCUAAAAAAAUGAAAUAAAUAAAAUAUUAUUGUGUAGAA
This is a messenger RNA of Leptopilina heterotoma, 502 nucleotides long. RefSeq lists its product as uncharacterized. Lineage: Eukaryota; Metazoa; Arthropoda; Insecta; Hymenoptera; Figitidae. The coding region runs from base 101 to 415 and encodes 104 amino acids. The transcript is spliced from 3 exons. The record is from RefSeq and is a predicted model, not a curated record.